This is a messenger RNA of Arvicanthis niloticus (Nile rat), 2492 nucleotides long. It is a transcript of the gene Gimap8, whose product is annotated as GTPase, IMAP family member 8. Gene Ontology annotation, cellular component: endoplasmic reticulum. Lineage: Eukaryota; Metazoa; Chordata; Mammalia; Rodentia; Muridae. The record is from RefSeq and is a predicted model, not a curated record. Gene Ontology annotation, molecular function: GTP binding.
CCCUUCCGUGUUCAUCCUGUGUGUUCUGAACUCCUUCUCAGGCUCUACUGAUAAUUUACUUCCACUGACCUGAGGGUAGAGAUGGCAACUUCAUCCCAUCAUGGAGCAGCUGCAGGAAGCCAGGCAGAGCAUGGAAGCUGUGAAACAUCAAUAGGACAGGGGGAAAGACCAAGUGCCAGCCGGAGUCAGGACAAUUUCAAGCAGAGCCAGGGAACACCCACACUGCAGCUCCUCCUGCUGGGGAAACAGGGCGCAGGGAAAAGCGCCACAGGAAACACCAUUCUGGGCAAAGUCGAGUUCGAGUCCAAGUUCAGUGAUUGUAUGGUAACCAAAAGGUGCCAGAGUAAGAGUGUGUUGGUAAGAGGGAAGCAGGCCAAUGUCAUUGAUACCCCGGAUCUUUUCUCCUCACUGAACUGUCCAGAGGUUAGGCAGCAGAACCUGCAGCAGUGCUUAGAGCACUUAGAUGAUGGUUCCCAUGUGCUGAUCCUGGUCAUUGCCAUUGGCCACUAUACAGAGGAGGACAGGAAGACCAUCGAGGGCAUCCAGGGUGAGUUUGGCCCUAAAGCAUACAGACACAUGAUUGUGGUCUUCACUCGGGAAGACGAGCUGGGUAAAGACUCGUUGCAGAACUACAUCGAAAGCAUGACGUCUCUGAAGGAAUUGAUUAACAACAUUGGAAGUCAACGAUGCUGUACUUUCAACAACAAGGCAGGCGAGAAGCAACGGAAAAUGCAGGUGUUCAAGCUUCUUGAUGCAAUUGAGCUUUUGAUGAUGGAACACCCUGGGCCAUAUUUUGAGCCCUUAAAAAUGGAAAGCAGUGGAGUUCAGGGUUGUGGCAAUGGAGUGAUAUUUGAAGAAGACAGUCUAUGUGGUUCAAAGAAGAGGCAGCCUCAGAUCACAGGACCUGAUUGUGAUAUAGAAAUGCCAGAGCUGAAGGUCCUUGUCAUGGGGAAGCGUGGUGUUGGGAAAAGUGCAGCAGGAAACAGCCUUCUGGGGAAGCAGGUUUUUAAGACUGAAUUCAGUGAGAAGCAGCAGGUCACCACGGCCUUUGCAUCCAACAGCAGGGUCUGGAAUGGGAAGAAAGUUGUGAUUAUUGAUUCUCCAGAUAUCUCAUCAUGGAAGCUUGAUGAAUCGAAAGUCAAGAAGCACUUUUCUCCAGGUCCCCACGCCUUUCUGCUGGUGAUACCCCUGGGUUCUUCUUUAAAGAGUGAUGACGAUGUGUUCAGCAUCAUCAAACGUAAUUUUGGAGAAAAAUUCACCAAGUUCACAAUUAUUCUCUUUACCAGGAAAGAAGAUGUUAGGGAUCAGGCUGUAGAUGAAUUUAUAAGGGAAAGUGAUAAUCUCUAUCAACUCACCCAGAAAUUUGAAGGAAGAUACGCAAUCUUCAACUACCGGGCAGCUGUGGAAGAGGAGCAGAGCCAGGUGGGCAAACUACUGGACCAAAUCAAGAGUAUGGUGCAGUGGAACAGCAACAAGCCUUGUGUCACCAGAGACAAAGAACUCUUAAACAUCAUCCUCUUGGGAACGAGUGGGGCUGGAAAGAGUGCAACCGGGAACACUAUCCUGGGGAGACCUGCCUUCUUCUCUCAGCUCAGAGCUCAGCCGGUCACCAGUAGAAGCCAGAGUGGCAAGAGGACACUGGACUGGCAGGAUAUUGUGGUUGUGGACACUCCAUCAUUCUUCCAGAUGCCUGGGACUGAAAAGGAUCCGUCCAGGUUAAAGGAGGAGCUCCAACGCUGUUUGUUUCUCUGCGAAGAAGGCAUGAGGAUUUUUGUCCUGGUACUCCAGCUGGGACGGUUCACCCAGGAAGAUGAGACAGUGGUGGAGCAACUGGAGGCCAGUUUUGAGGAAAACAUUAUGGAAAAUAUGAUUGUGCUGUUUACACGGAAGGAAGACCUAGGGGAUGGGGACCUGCAGGAUUAUACUAACAACACAAAGAACAAAGCCCUUAAAAGAUUACUUAAAAAGUGCAAGGGGCGAGUUUGUGCUUUUAAUAAUAAAGAAAUUGGUGAAGGCCAGAAGAACCAGGUUCAAGAUCUGUUGACAAUAGCCAAUGAGCUCAAAAAGAACCAUGAUGAGUAUUCAAAUUCAUGGGUGAAUCAAUUAAAAUCAAAAAUGGGCCAAAUUAUGGCAUUUAAAUAAGCUCAAGUGACCACUUUUAAGGCCUGGGACAAUUUAGGGAUGCCAUCAGACAGAGGUGGGGGUGAAUGAGAGGAGGAAGGAUUAGUGUGCUGAGUCCCCUCAAAGGCUGAGGAAUAAACGCAUCUCAUGAUGGAUGUAGAUAUUCGGGUAGAUAAAUUGUCCAGUUAGGCCAGGCAGAAGGGAACUAGAAGACAAAGAGAAUAAGGUAGAGAAUAUUGGAAAUGUUUAAAUAGAUUAAGGGUGAAAACCACUUCACCAGUGUAAGUUGGGUAGAGUGAGGAUUGUCACUGUUCCCAAGGCUCAGGUCAAUGUCAAGCUCAAUAAGAUAGUAUCCUGACGACCAGGGUAUU